Liolophura sinensis is the source of this 2955-nucleotide messenger RNA. Its product is annotated as hemocyte protein-glutamine gamma-glutamyltransferase-like. The transcript is spliced from 16 exons. Gene Ontology annotation, molecular function: protein-glutamine gamma-glutamyltransferase activity. The coding region runs from base 91 to 2535 and encodes 814 amino acids. Gene Ontology annotation, biological process: peptide cross-linking. NCBI's taxonomy places the organism in Eukaryota, Metazoa, Mollusca, Polyplacophora, Chitonida, Chitonidae. The record is from RefSeq and is a predicted model, not a curated record.
UUGGGGAUAUACGCCGGUACACUCAGGCUAAAGAGGAGUGUGCAACAGCAACAUUACAUAGAUACGUAUACCACAUAAAAGAAUUCAAGAAUGAGUCGCUCGAGAUUCGGUCGGGAUCGGGAGCCGAGGAUUCCUCGGGGACCGGGGUCUCUUCCGGUGACCCCGAGGCGUCCCCCGACACUUCCAGACCCCCCAGACAGCGUCAUGAUGUUCAACUACGGGCCAACCACCAGGCGGCGCAUUGACAUGGACACCCGUGAUAUGAAAUUUAUUGACCCCGAAGAGAAAGACAAAAUUUUGCCCUCAGCUCGUACAGCGCGACGUCGUACGAUAAGGCCACCUGAAGAUGAAAUGCGACAGAUCCUCCAGGUUAAAGGUGUUGAUCUCCACAUCGCGGAGAAUACCAAAGCUCACCACACUGACAAGUAUGAGCAGACGGAAGACCGUAAGACGGAUGAUGGGAAGGAUGAGUCAGCAGAAUUGGUGGUCAGGCGGGCGCAGACUUUUGACCUUACCUUGACCUUUGAUCGACCUUUCCAGGCUGAUGGUGACAAUAUUCAGCUGAUCUUUCAGAUUGGAACCAUGCCACGCCCACAAUGGCAGACCAUGGUGACAGUGCCCGUCAAACAAGCUGGCACUGGCUCGAGUGAUGGUACCGCCGUCAGCCGAGCUUGGAGUGCCACCAUCAAGUCCCAAGAAGGAAACUCACUGUUGGUCUCGGUUUAUAUCGGCUCUGAUUGUAUUAUUGGCGAAUGGGAUUUGGCUGUGUACAGCGUCAUGCAUAAAUCAGGAGAGCGGCCCAAGAUAUUUGCGUACGACCACCCAGAUAACAUAUUCAUUCUCCUGAAUCCCUGGAGCCGCGACGACACGGUGUACUUGGAUAAUCAAGAGUUGUUGAAUGAAUAUGUGCUCAACGACACCGGUGGCAUCUUUGUCGGUAACUACAAGCAGUUCCGACCCAGACCUUGGUUCUUCGGCCAGUUUGAAGACGGGAUUCUGGAAAUAACACUUCACCUGCUGCGAAGAGCGUUCGGUUACAGAAUCUCUACUGCUAUGGCCGACCCUGUACAGAUCAGCCGUGCGCUCUCCAAAAUGGUGAAUGCGAACGAUGACAGAGGUGUUGUAAUUGGGCGGUGGGACGGAGAGUACUCGGAUGGUAAAACCCCUUCGUCAUGGACCGGAAGCGUCUCCAUCUUGGAUCAGUACGAAAAGAGUGGCGGGGCCGUCAAGUACGGUCAAUGCUGGGUGUUCUCCGGAGUCCUAACAACAGUUUGUCGUGCCAUUGGUCUGCCGGCGCGGAGUGUCAGUAACUUCAAAUCUGCUCAUGACACUGACGGGAACACCACGAUAGACAGGCACAUCAAGUUUGACGAGAAUGGCGACGUGGUCUUCCUUAACGAGAGAGACAAGGAUUCUAUUUGGAAUUUCCACGUGUGGAACGACGCCUGGAUGACACGACCCGACCUCCCGGAAGGGCAUAAUGGAUGGCAGACUAUCGAUUCUACACCACAGGAGCUCAGUGAAGGCUCGUUUCAAUGUGGACCCAGUCCAGUGGCGGCCUCCAAAUCGGGGAAGAUCCACCUUCCCUACGACACGCCUUUUGUCUUUGCCGAAGUGAACGGCCAUGUUGUAUACUGGGAGAUGAAGAGUGACACGGAAUGGAAGCAGGUCCACGUGGAUAGAUUCGAGGUUGGUGCUUACAUCAGUACGAAGGUUCCUAAUGGGAAGGCUCUCACCAGUCUGGCCUGGGGCGCUAAUAACCCGGACCGGGAGGAUAUCACACAUCUCUACAAACACCCCGAUGGAAGCCCACAGGAAGAGACAACCAUGGCGGAGGUCACAAAACAGCUUGAGUUGGGCCUAAAGUACGAACAGCCUAAAAAGGAAGUGACAGUUCGCCUUCAGGACAUCGUGUCUGUGUAUGCUGGCGAGGAGAUCCAACUGGUCGCCAUCAUUGACAACAACUCCACCAAGGUGCGUAAUGUGACCGUCGGCUUGUCCGCAACCACAACAACCUACGACGGCGUCGGGGUCAAGGACAUCGCCACGAUGAAUUUCAAGAAGGAGCCCAUCCAACCAGGCCAAAGUAGACGGGUGGAGUUGAGGAUCGGAUCUGACAAGUACCUGGGCCACCUGAUUUCUAAUGGAUCUAUAACAGUCCGCGCCCAAGGCCGGGUCGUGGAGACAAGCGAAUCCUUCGUGGCCAUGGACAAUUUUAUCGUCAAGCCUCCAGAACUGAGUGUUGAGGUGGAAGGAGAUGUGUACGUCAGGAAGCCUUUCAAACUGAUGAUAUCCUUCACCAACCCCCUUAAAGUGCCCCUUACAGGCUGCAAACUGGAACUAUCUGGCCCAGGGCUCAUGGGAAGGACCUUCACAAUUGAACCACGUCAAGUGACUGUUCCUGCUGGUGGUCGAUUUUCGGAAAGCCUUUCUUUAAUCUCACGGAAAGCAGGAGUUAAAGAGCUCGUGGUAACCUUGGAUACGAAUGAGCUUCCGGACAUCUUCGGGAUGAAGGCGGUGUAUGUCUACUUCUGAGGAACUUAACAGAUGAGGAUCACUCUUGACAUCGGCCCACUCUUAGUUGACCUCUUACAAUUGUUUUUCCUUUCAUUUUAGUCAUGACACGGAGUAUGAAUCCGUUGUCCCUUUAUGUUACAUCUAUAUAUGCUAGUUAAUGUAUCGCUUUUUAAAAGUAUAUAAGAAGUACACAAAAUUAUAUUAUUCGUAUUAAGCAUGAAAUCUAGCAUUUACAGUUCUUCUAUAAACUAAACAUACUGAAGAAGCAUAAUUAUCUUCAGAAUUUAUUUGCUUUAUUCACUUAUCGGACGCACGACUUGACAACUUGACAGCUUUCGCCGAGAUGCAUAACCAUUUUGUUUUGUGCCUUUCAACUGACCACAUAUAAUACUCGUCUAUACCUGUGUAUAUGUAUGUGGAAUAAAAAGAAUGAAAACA